Nematolebias whitei (Rio pearlfish) is the source of this 1944-nucleotide messenger RNA. It is a transcript of the gene gna11b, whose product is annotated as guanine nucleotide binding protein (G protein), alpha 11b (Gq class). The record is from RefSeq and is a predicted model, not a curated record. Gene Ontology annotation, cellular component: heterotrimeric G-protein complex. The transcript has 7 exons. Lineage: Eukaryota; Metazoa; Chordata; Actinopteri; Cyprinodontiformes; Rivulidae. The coding region runs from base 690 to 1769 and encodes 359 amino acids. Gene Ontology annotation, molecular function: guanyl nucleotide binding; G protein-coupled receptor binding; GTPase activity. Gene Ontology annotation, biological process: phospholipase C-activating dopamine receptor signaling pathway; adenylate cyclase-modulating G protein-coupled receptor signaling pathway; action potential.
CGCCUCGGUCAUUCACUCGGUCUGGACCGAACCUGUUCGGUUCUGUCAGCCAGCUCGUCCCGCUGGGUCCACCUUGUUCUGUUUCUUUGCCAGAACAGGACAAAUAAACGAAUCGCCGCCGCUUCAGCACACCUGUUCUGCGUUAUUUCUGCUCGUCGUAGCUUUGGAUGUGCAGGCGGGGUGUACGUCGGGAUGUAACGGGGGUGUUGUCCUGUUUUUGUUAGCUAGGCGGACACAUCCCUUCACCCAGCCCGCCGCUUCAAUCACUGCAGGCGGACACCGCAUUUAUUCGAGGCGCUGUUUCGCGAGCUAGCGGGUUAGCAGCUGCGUUUCGGACUAAUUUAGCCGAGAUUGGGCUGAUGUUGGACUAAGGUUGGGGAGACGUCAGCUGUCACGGAUUAUUUGGAUGCCGCAGGUUGACACUCGGACACUCCUGGCUCCAGUCCCCGUGGAUGAAUCUCGUGAUUUGCGGUGAACAUCCGGGUGAAGAGUCGCUGCUCCGCUCGGCUGGGGGGACAACUUGACAGCGAGGCCCCUGGAUCGUCUCCCCUCCCCCAGCCGCGUCCAUCCACCCAUCCGUCCCACACCGGCCUGACCGCAGCCUGCACGGACCCGGAGAGAAGCUGACACCGCGAAGCUGAGGUGUUGUUCGGGUCCCGUUCGAACCGGGCUGCCGAAACCAGGGGAGGAUGACUCUGGAGUCCAUGAUGGCUUGCUGCCUGAGCGAGGAGGCGAAGGAGUCGAAACGAAUCAAUGCAGAAAUCGACAAACAACUCCGCCGAGACAAGCGGGACUCCAGGAGAGAACUGAAAUUGCUACUGCUCGGUACGGGAGAAAGUGGCAAAAGCACCUUCAUCAAACAGAUGAGGAUCAUUCACGGUGCUGGUUACUCAGAUGAAGACAAGAGGGGCUUCAUUCGUCUUGUUUACCAAAACAUCUUCACCUCCAUGCAGGCCAUGAUCCGCGCCAUGGAGACCCUCAAGAUCCCGUUCAAAUAUGAACAGAACCGCGCCAACGCCAUGCUUGUUAAGGAGGUGGAUAUUGAGAAGAUCAACGGGUUUGACCAGCACUACGUUGUAGCUAUUAAAAGCCUGUGGGCUGACCCGGGCAUCCAGGAGUCUUACGACCGUCGCAGAGAGUACCAGCUCUCUGACUCAACUAAAUAUUACCUUAGUGACAUAGACCGUGUGACUGCAGAGGGAUAUGUUCCCACCCAGCAGGAUGUGCUGAGGGUCCGCGUUCCCACCACGGGUAUAAUAGAGUACCCAUUUGAUCUGGAGAACGUCAUCUUCAGGAUGGUGGAUGUUGGGGGUCAGAGGUCAGAGAGGAGGAAGUGGAUUCACUGCUUUGAGAAUGUCACUUCUAUUAUGUUCCUUGUGGCCCUGAGUGAGUAUGACCAGGUCCUGGUGGAGUCCGACAAUGAGAACCGUAUGGAGGAGAGUAAGGCUCUGUUCAGGACGAUCAUCACCUACCCCUGGUUUCAAAACUCCUCAGUCAUCCUCUUCCUCAACAAGAAGGACCUGUUGGAGGAGAAGAUCACCUACUCGCAUUUGGUUGAUUAUUUUCCUGAGUUCGAUGGUCCUCAGAGAGAUGCUCAGGCAGCGCGGGAGUUCAUCCUCAAAAUGUUUGUGGACUUGAACCCAGACAGCGACAAGAUCAUCUACUCCCACUUCACUUGUGCCACGGACACUGAGAACAUCCGCUUCGUGUUUGCAGCUGUCAAAGACACCAUCCUGCAGCUCAACCUCAAAGAGUACAACCUGGUGUGAGGGCUCAUGUGGUGCACAUCUCCAUUGCACAAAGGCCCUCCUGCAGGACGGUGCCAUCAACUCCACAUGCAUCCCGCAGCACACGACUCCGGCUCUCACACACGGUCAUACGCAAACAGAACUGUUGCUGUUUUUCUUUCUUCUUCUUUUCAGUGCAGUGUAUUUACAGAUCCUC